CUUUGGACAUUCUUUUUUAAAUUUUGAAUGUUUUGAAAAGAAUUACGUUUAAACUGUAAAUAAUUAAACAAAAUUUCUAAUUACCAGUAAUUACUAUCUGUAGUGCGAUUGAAGACUUUUUUUAACCGCUCCGUAUUUUUGGCUAAAAUAUAUUUUAUUAUAAAAAAGAUGAGUAUACUGGCACAAGUGUUGGAAUCUGCAAAGGCAGUUGAUGCAGAUUAUAUCAAUAAAAAAGUUCCAGAACUUAAACAAACUCUGGAUUCUUUUCGAAAUGAGGUAGUGACCGCUGUUGAAAACGUAUAUACGAAGUAUAGCAAGAAGUCUAGAUCCAAUGAUGCUUUAUUACAAAAGGUUAUACAGGCCCAACAAAAUUUAAGUGUAUUAAGGGAAAAAGCUGAUUAUGUAUCAAAGGAUCUGGAAAAAACAAAUACAGAACUAUAUAAGAAUGUUGAAGAACUCGAAAGUAUUGAAUUCUCUUUAAAAGUAAUAGAAAACUUACAAGUUAUUUUGAAUUUGAUCCAAGAAUUUAAUUCAGAAUUUGAUAGUAAAAAUUUUACUAAAUGUGUAAAAGUUCUAACGAAGUUGAAGAGUAUUUUAUAUGAAAUUCCACCUGAUGAAAGCUUAGAUGUCAUAAAUGUUUUGAGGCAAACUUAUAAAGAGAAAGAACAAUGGUUUCUAAAUGGUCUUAAAAAUGUCUUUACAGAUAAUAUUGAAGUACAGGAAAACCAGGAUCAAACAGUAGUUUUGAAAAUAAAGAAACAAAACGACACUAUCAGCAGUGCUAUGAAAGCCUUGUAUGAAUUUACUGAGCACAUUGAACACUUAAAUUAUGUGAUUAAACAACUAUGGAAUGCAGUGUUGGUUCCAGUUGUUAACAGUCAAAUCACAUUAACUGAAUCUAAAGAUUCUUCAUUUGUAUGGUUGACACUUAAAGUGCAAGAUGCAGAAAAGAAAUCACAUUAUAAAAAAGUAUUUAAAAAUUUAAAAACGGUAUUUCAGUUCCUUUUCAAAAAUUUUAAUUAUGAAGUUGGCGAUAAUUUGACGUCUUUAAGCUAUAUUGGAAAUGAUAUAAGGCAUAAUUUAUCUGAACUGAUUAUAAAGAAUUGCCUUAGAGAUACAAUACCUUCAAAUGUUGAGGAGCUCGAGAAAUAUAAAAUUGUUAUUGAAGAUACUCAUCAGCUUGAGGAUGUUUUGCUGGAUACAAAGAUAUUUGAUAAAGAUACAUCAUCAAUCUUGGAAUAUGCCAGCAAUAUUGAUGUAUUAUUUAUUAACAAGAAAUGUGAAGAGUAUUUACAAAAAGCUACUGAAAUUAUGAAAAAAGACCUUCAUGAUAUGGUAGAAGUAGGUGUGCCUUAUGACCCUAAUUCUCCAUUAGGACAUCAUCUUCAAGAUUUUCCUCAAUGUUCCAUAUCAAAGAAUGUUCAAGAAUUAUUAAAACUAUGUGAAAAUAUUCUUCGAGAAGCAUUAAAUGCCGCACCUGAUUGUAGUGGACGACUGUUUGUUACCGUAUCAAAUAUCAUUAUAAAAUAUCCUAUAUUUGUUUCCGAUUACCAUAAACAUUACUUGGCAACUUUGCCGCAACAAAUUGCUCUCUUUUAUAACAAUUGUAAUUUUAUUUCUCAUACUUUAAGAGAAUGGAACACGGUUUAUUGUUCUAAAUUGGUUAAUCUGUUAAUUACUUGCGAUUUUAAUAGCGAAGCAACCCAACUGCCAAUAAUUGCUGUUGAAAUAUUUAGUAACUAUAUUGAUGGGCAAAUCAAACUAAUCGAUGAAAUAAUGUCUGGCGCUCAAUUAGAUGGAUCUACAAUUGAGAAAGUUGAUCCAAAAACAGAGAAAUGUGUCCGGCAAUGUUUGAGACAACAAGAAUUACUUAAAACAGUUUGGCACAAAGUAUUGUCAUAUAAUAUUUACAACAAACAUAUCGGGUCCAUUGUAGAUAGUUUAUGCAAAAAUAUUAUAAAUUCUAUUAUUAAAUUUGAGGAUAUUCCUGCUACUGUUGCUGAAGAGUUGGUAGACAUAAUUAAAUUAGUGCUUACCAGAGCUCCAAAGUUGUUUACAAAUCCGCGGGAAAUUACCCUGUUUGUACCACUAUGGUACAAACUUAAUGAGGUUAGUUUUGUUUUAAAUGCCAGUUUAGUGGAAAUUAGUGAUAGAUGGGCUGAUGGAAAAGGACCACUCGCGAUGCAGUUUGAGGCCGCAGAGUUAAAAAAACUCAUAAAAUCUCUUUUUCAAAAUACAGAUAUAAGAGCUGCAAUAUUGACUAGAAUUACCGACAUAAAAAUCAAAUCGUAACUAGGAGGUAGUAACGACAAUAUUUUAUUUUGAAAUAUGUAAUAAUUAUGUAAACUUUUUUUAUAAAUCUAAUACUGUCAUAUGUUUAUAUUAAUAUAAUAAAAUAUUUAUAUUUUUAAAAGUCAUUUGUAUUGUCUCAAAAAUUGUGGGAAGAUAUUUAUUCAGCAAGUUGUAUAAAUGGGGAAAUAAGAUGGGCAUAAAUCAAAAUAAAAUAUCUACUUGUAUUGCUACAAAUUGGCGACGGAAAGAAUAUACUUUUUUAUAAUCAUCCAGAUAAGUAUAUUAUAAUAAGAACAUUUUGCGAAACUUUUGAAAAACAUAAUUAUGUGAGUGAGAUAGAUUUGCAAGGAUUUUAAACUAUGUUGACAAGGUGACAAGGUGUUUGUGUACACUUUUGUGUACUUGGAUUAAAUACACUUGGAUACUGCCAUAUGUUUGUAUGGCGCUGUAUGUACCGGGUGUCCCACU
Molecule: messenger RNA, 2760 nt
Organism: Sitophilus oryzae (rice weevil)
Lineage: Eukaryota; Metazoa; Arthropoda; Insecta; Coleoptera; Curculionidae
Gene: Zw10
Product: centromere/kinetochore protein zw10 homolog
Exons: 4
Coding region: 169-2292 (707 amino acids)
Biological process (GO): endoplasmic reticulum to Golgi vesicle-mediated transport; mitotic spindle assembly checkpoint signaling
Cellular component (GO): RZZ complex
Source: RefSeq, a predicted model, not a curated record